GGCAGGCCGAGCGGCCCCUUUGCACCACGCAGGGACUUAGGAGCCGGAGACGGGGUGGCGGUGCCUGGCCAGGGCGUAGUAAGUGAGAACAAGAGCCAGAGCGCAGUUCCUUGCAGGCUGUGUGUGCCCGGCUAUCAUCAUGGGUGAUCAAGCUCUAAGCUUCCUAAAGGACUUCCUGGCAGGUGGCAUCGCCGCCGCCGUCUCCAAGACUGCAGUCGCCCCCAUCGAGCGGGUCAAAUUGCUGCUGCAGGUCCAGCAUGCUAGCAAGCAAAUCAGUGCUGAGAAACAGUACAAAGGAAUCAUGGAUUGUGUCGUGAGAAUCCCCAAGGAGCAGGGCUUUCUCUCCUUCUGGAGGGGUAACCUGGCCAAUGUGAUUCGUUACUUCCCCACCCAAGCUCUCAACUUCGCGUUCAAGGACAAGUACAAGCAGAUCUUCCUGGGGGGUGUGGAUCGGCAUAAGCAGUUCUGGCGCUACUUUGCUGGUAACCUGGCUUCCGGUGGGGCAGCCGGGGCCACGUCCCUCUGCUUUGUCUAUCCUCUGGAUUUCGCUAGGACCAGGUUGGCCGCUGAUGUGGGCAAGGGUUCCGCUCAGCGCGAGUUCAAUGGGCUGGGCGACUGUCUUACCAAGAUCUUCAAGUCCGAUGGCCUGAAGGGGCUCUACCAGGGCUUUAGCGUCUCUGUCCAGGGCAUCAUUAUCUACAGAGCUGCCUACUUCGGAGUGUAUGAUACUGCCAAGGGUAUGUUGCCUGACCCCAAGAAUGUGCACAUUAUCGUGAGCUGGAUGAUUGCCCAGAGUGUGACUGCAGUUGCAGGGCUGGUGUCCUACCCCUUUGACACUGUUCGUCGUAGGAUGAUGAUGCAGUCUGGCCGGAAAGGGGCUGAUAUUAUGUACACGGGGACAGUUGACUGCUGGAGGAAGAUUGCAAAAGAUGAAGGAGGGAAAGCUUUCUUCAAAGGUGCCUGGUCCAAUGUAUUGAGAGGCAUGGGUGGUGCUUUUGUAUUGGUAUUGUAUGAUGAGAUCAAGAAAUAUGUCUAAUAUGAUUAAAACUCAAGUUCACUGGCUCACAGUGAACUUGGUUCACAAACAGAUCCAUUGUGUGGUUUAAUCAACUAUUCCUGGGGAAAUAAGAAGAUAGAUCUGGGAUAAAACUUAGGCCGUAAGGAAUACUUCAAGAAAAAAAAAAAGUGCUUCAUUGACCGUUCAUUAAACCACAAGUGUAUUUUGUAUUUAUUUUACACUUAAAUUACCACAGCAAAUAGAAAAUAACUUAUCAUACUUGUACAAUUAACUCAAGAACUGAUAAUCAAGAAAUAAUCGAAUGUGAAUCAUCAAUAAAGACCACUUAAUGCAUGUUCUCUAUUGAAUUCUUAUUAACUGCUAAAUGGAUUAAAAAACAAAACCUUAAAUGCA
Messenger RNA from Perognathus longimembris pacificus (Pacific pocket mouse), 1411 nucleotides. RefSeq names its product solute carrier family 25 member 4 (gene Slc25a4). The coding region runs from base 140 to 1036 and encodes 298 amino acids. Gene Ontology annotation, biological process: mitochondrial ADP transmembrane transport; mitochondrial ATP transmembrane transport. NCBI's taxonomy places the organism in Eukaryota, Metazoa, Chordata, Mammalia, Rodentia, Heteromyidae. Gene Ontology annotation, molecular function: ATP:ADP antiporter activity. The transcript has 4 exons. Gene Ontology annotation, cellular component: mitochondrial inner membrane. The record is from RefSeq and is a predicted model, not a curated record.